AUGAACCGGUGCCAGAAACUAGUAUAUUUAGCCCUUAAUAAGCAACAAAGAAAUAAAAUAGAUGAACUGAAGGUGACCAAAUCAGAGCAGAUUAAGCGUAAUAUUGAAGACCCCGAUUUUACACCGAAUUCUGAUGACGAAAGCAGUAUCAGUGGAAGUGAUUCCGAAAAAUUAGCUUCAGCGUCAACUAAUAAUGAUACGGUUUGCUUGAAAUCCAGCACUUCCCGUACUGAUGCUAAGAUCAAUAUCCUCAGCAACGUACAACUAGUUGGACCAGAUCUAGUGGAACCUAGCACCAGCGAGCUGAUUCCAAAUUCUAAUAGCGAUGAACUUGUUGUGGGUCAAGUUAUUGAAAAACUUUUGACCGAUGUUGAAAAACUCGUAGACCUUUCACUUUGGACUAAAGAUGGGAGACCCAGAAAACGCAGAAGAUUUUCGAAAUCUGUAGAAGAAAGAAAACGCUUGAAUAAGAAUCGAAUUGCCGAUGCGCAUAAAAUAAUUAAUAGUUGUGGAAAUGAUUGCGUUAAAAAAUGCCAAAAAACAUUUUCUUAUUCUCAUCGCACCUUAAUUAAUAAUGAAUUUUGGAAUAUGAACCACAACGAACAAAAAACUUUCAUAUUCCAUAAUGUUUCGCGAUCACCUACCAAAAGAACAACAGUACAUUCAGCAACUUCAUCUCGACGCUCAAAUACAUUGCAGUAUGCCUUCAAAAAUGAAAGUGGUCGUAGGGUGGCAGUGUGUAAAACAUUCUUUCUUACAACCCUUGGUUUUAAAAAAUCUAACGAUAAAAUGGUGAGAACAGUGUUCGGCAACUUUAAUGAAACUGUCAUUACUCCUAAACGUGAUGGCCGUGGCAAGAAUCCAAAAAAGAAGUUUGAUAGAGACGUAAUCAUUAAACAUAUUGAAUCUUUUAACCCAACAAUCGCGCAUUAUCGCCGUGAGCAUGCUCCAUUGCGUAAGUACUUGCCCAGUGACAUAACAAUUAAAUCUAUGUAUGAUGAUUUUAUUGAAAAACAUCCAUCUAUAACUUUUUCUUAUUAUCUUUAUCGAGAAGUCGUGGAUAGUCUGAACAUAUCGUUCACUAAACUUGGACACGAAGAAUGUUUCACGUGUGAAGUAUUUAUGCAUCAUUCAAAAGCGAGUGGACACAAAAAAGAAGAUAUUUCUGUAACUUGCAAAGACUGUGAAGCGUGGAACACUCACCAUACGAACUAUACAGCGGCAAGAAUGCAAUACCAAAAAGACUGCAAAGAAAACGAUGUCGUCGUUACAGUUGACUUACAAAAGGUUAUCAUGUUGCCGCGAUGUGACACUUUUAAAGAAGUGAUUUUUGUACCCCGACUUGUGGCGUACAACGAAAGUUUUAUCUCAGCUGGACCGAAAUCGAAAGUGGGCCACUUUGCUGCAGUAUGGCAUGAAGCUAUUCAAGGAAGAAAUAAAGAAGACAUAGUUAGCUCAUUUUACAAAUACUUUCUGCACAUGCGAGACGCAAAACAUGUAAUACUAUGGCUUGAUAACUGCACCGCACAGAACAAGAAUUGGUGUCUGUAUAGUUUCUUUAUAUACAUUGUUAACUGCGCCGAAGUUGCUGUACAAAAGUUGGAAGUCAAGUACUUCGAAUCAGGCCAUACUUUUAUGGCAGCCGAUUCGUUUCACCACGCAGUCGAGAACUCUUUGAGAAAAGCAGGAAAAGUCUACGAUUUUAAUGAUUACGUCACAGCUGUUAAAAAUGCAUGUAAAGGAGUUUAUGUUGAGGAAAUGGAUGAAAAUUCAUUUUUUCUGUGGGAGGAUCACACAUCUCAAUACAAACUCAAUAAGAUAACACCACGACCAUAUUUAAACGAAAUGUCUCAUGUAGUUUUUCGAAGAGGCGAUCGAACACUCUCAUAUUCACGUUUUUUUGAAGGAGAGUUCAUAAAUUUGAAUUUUUUGAACCACAAAUCCUUUAAAACAGGAAUUUCUUUACCUCUACUAAAAGGAGAACCAAGAGGCAUAUCAAAAAUAAGAAAGCAGACUAUAAUAUCUAAACUUGGAGCAAUAUUUCCUAAAACGAGGUUGGUGUUUUGGGAAAAUUUGCCAAUCGAAAAAGAACAUUCUUCCAAGAACCAAGAUGUUGACACUGAUUAA
This is a messenger RNA of Photinus pyralis (common eastern firefly), 2127 nucleotides long. RefSeq lists its product as uncharacterized. Lineage: Eukaryota; Metazoa; Arthropoda; Insecta; Coleoptera; Lampyridae. The record is from RefSeq and is a predicted model, not a curated record. The transcript is spliced from 2 exons. Bases 1 to 2127 code for a protein of 708 amino acids.